Molecule: messenger RNA, 1717 nt
Organism: Argentina anserina (silverweed cinquefoil)
Lineage: Eukaryota; Viridiplantae; Streptophyta; Magnoliopsida; Rosales; Rosaceae
Product: aspartate aminotransferase, chloroplastic
Exons: 11
Coding region: 101-1477 (458 amino acids)
Biological process (GO): biosynthetic process; amino acid metabolic process
Molecular function (GO): transaminase activity; pyridoxal phosphate binding
Source: RefSeq, a predicted model, not a curated record
UCUUCCCCCGCCGGUGACUUUCACCUAUUUCAGCUCCAUCUUCCUCUUCUAAUACAAUUGUGAUUCUGUUACGAUUAUUAAUUGAAUCAAUCGGGUUGAGAUGGCUUCAACCGUGCUGUCCUUGGCUUCCGUCUCCCCACCGUCUUCCCUAUCAUUCCAUGACUCUCACAAGGGGAAGAUCAACCUUGGUAGCUUGGAGAGAAGCAAUCUCUUCCUCAAGACGGAGUCAGCUGGUCGGGUAUCUAUGGUUGCCUCUGUCAAGGCUUCUCGAUUCGACGGUGUUACCAUGGCCCCUCCUGAUCCUAUUCUUGGAGUUUCUGAAGCAUUCAAAGCUAGUACAAAUGAGAUGAAGCUCAACCUUGGUGUUGGGGCGUACCGCACAGAAGAACUCCAGCCAUAUGUUCUCAAUGUUGUUAAGAAGGCAGAGAAUCUUAUGCUUCAAAGGGGGGAAAACAAAGAGUACCUCCCCAUUGAGGGUUUGGCAGCAUUCAACAAAGCAACUGCAGAGUUAUUAUUUGGAGCAGACAACCCAGUGAUAAAGGAGCAAAAGGUUGCAACUGUUCAAGGUCUGUCAGGGACUGGUUCCCUUCGCCUUGCUGCGGCGUUUAUAGAGCGAUAUUUUCCUGGGGCCAAAGCUUUAAUAUCAUCUCCCACCUGGGGUAAUCACAAGAAUAUUUUUAAUGAUGCUGGAGUUCCCUGGUCCGAGUACCGAUAUUAUGAUCCAAAAACAGUUGGUUUGGACUUUGAGGGGAUGAUAGCAGACAUAAAGGCCGCACCUGAAGGAUCUUUUAUAUUGCUUCACGGCUGUGCUCACAAUCCUACUGGCAUUGAUCCAACCCUUGACCAGUGGGAAAAAAUUGCUGAUGUCAUUCAAGAAAAGAACCACAUCCCUUUUUUUGAUGUUGCGUACCAGGGAUUUGCUAGUGGAAGCUUGGAUGCUGAUGCUGCAUCUGUCAGAUUGUUUGCGGCACGAGGUAUGGAGCUCCUGGUUGCUCAGUCGUACAGUAAAAACCUUGGUCUGUAUGCUGAAAGAAUUGGAGCAAUUAAUGUUGUUUUGACCUCAUCUGAUACAGCUGCAAGGGUAAAGAGCCAGCUGAAGAGGCUUGCUCGACCAAUGUACUCAAACCCUCCUAUUCAUGGGGCUAAGAUCGUGGCCAAUAUUGUUGGGGAUCCUACACUGUUCAAUGAGUGGAAAGCAGAGAUGGAAAUGAUGGCCGGAAGAAUAAAGAAUGUGAGACAAAAACUAUACGAUAGCCUCUGUGCAAAAGAUAAGAGUGGAAAGGAUUGGUCAUUUAUCCUAAAGCAGAUUGGCAUGUUUUCAUUCACAGGCUUGAACAAAACUCAGACCGAGAAUAUGACGAACAAGUGGCAUGUAUUCAUGACAAAGGAUGGUAGAAUAUCCCUGGCUGGAUUGAAUUUGGCGAAAUGUGAAUACCUUUCAGAUGCCAUAAUUGAUUCCUACCACAAUGUUAGUUGAAGUAUUCUGAGUAGUUGGCACACAAGAUUGAUGCAGACGCUUAGAAAAUUUUGGCCCCUUAAAUUUGAACACAAGUACUAUAAUUUUGUAGUGAUCUUUCGUGUUUGUAAGAUCUUACAUGUUUGUAGAGAUGCAUCUCCCGAGACAGGGAUCGUGUAAUAAUACGGUGCAGUAUGAUUAAACACAACAAUUUCUGUAAUAAAAGAACAUGAUCAGCUCACUGCAGCUAAUCCAUAGCAA